Messenger RNA from Tigriopus californicus, 3656 nucleotides. RefSeq lists its product as uncharacterized. Gene Ontology annotation, biological process: protein phosphorylation; actin cytoskeleton organization. The record is from RefSeq and is a predicted model, not a curated record. NCBI's taxonomy places the organism in Eukaryota, Metazoa, Arthropoda, Copepoda, Harpacticoida, Harpacticidae. Gene Ontology annotation, molecular function: ATP binding; protein serine/threonine kinase activity. Gene Ontology annotation, cellular component: nucleus; cytoplasm. Bases 222 to 3035 code for a protein of 937 amino acids. The transcript has 7 exons.
CAGUCAGUCAGUCAGUUAGGGCGAUUGCCUCAUGAUGUGAGAAUCCAAAUUUCGCUGCUCCAUCUGAUUCUCGAUUUCUGGUCUCAGAAUCUGCCAUGUCCGUGAGAUUGUGUCUGGUGUGAAACAGUGAUUGAACCUGGCUGACCCGUGUGGCCGUAUUGUCUGUGUCCUCUCCGAUGCGAUCAUCGAUUCACGGGCUGUGAGUGCCCCCCGUGGCCGUGAUGGCGCACGAUGCCUGCUUCGAUUUGGUGGAACAGGGGGAUUGGCGGGCGGGCCAGCGGGACCGAUCACCACUCCGGGAGCGAUCACCGCCCUUGGAGGUGUGGCAUCGGAGUCAGAAGUCGUUCUCGACCUCGAAUCUGUUCCAGCCCCCCAUUCCGACGGCUCCGGGCACUCAUGUGGGCGGUACGCCCUCGUGCCAAGCUCUCAAACACGCCGUGUCCACUCUGUAUCGGAUUGAUGACUUUUAUCGGCACAAGAUCGGCGCCGGAUUCUUCUCGGAAGUGUUUAAGGUGGUUCACAAAUCCACGGGGAAAAUCAUGGUCUUGAAAAUGAAUAAGCAUCGCGCCAAUCGCAACAACAUGCUGAAGGAAGUGCAAUUGAUGAACAAGCUCAACCAUGCCAACAUUCUAAGGUUCGAAGCCGCUUGCGUCCAUGAAGGCCAACUCCAUGCUUUGACCGAGUUCAUCAAUGGCGGAAGCUUGGAGCAGUUGAUACAAAUGCGCGAGGAAGAUCUCACGUGGUCGGUUCGAAUCGGUCUGGCUCUGGAUAUCGCCAAAGGACUCACUUAUCUUCAUUCGAAGGGGAUCUUUCAUCGCGAUCUGACCUCCAAGAACGUGUUGAUUAAGCGAACGAGUUCGGGAGAAGGCUUGUCGUCCUCUUCGGAUCAGUUGAUCGCCAUCGUGGGAGAUUUUGGCUUGGCCGCCAAGAUACCCAAGUCCACGGAUUACCGAUUACCUCAAGUGGGAAGUCCGUACUGGAUGUCACCCGAAUGUUUACGUGGAAAAUUCUACGACGAGAAAACUGACAUCUUCUCCUAUGGAAUCAUCAAUUGUGAACUCAUUGGACGCUUGGAUGCGGAUCCGGAUGUUCUGCCUCGCACCGAGAAUUUCGGCGUCGACUAUAUCGCUUUCAGUGCCAUGUGCCCAAAUUGUCCCCCAGAAUAUCUCAAACUCACUUUCAGCUGUGUGAAGAUUGACCCUCAAAGUCGACCCUCGGCCAAAGACCUAGUCCAAGACAUGACCUCUCUCGUGGCGUCCCAAAAGACGAAGGAGACCCAAAGCUGUCCCCGAUCCUUCGUGUUCUCGCACCCAGAAGGGAAGGUCACACUCCGAAAGGUCGGUCAUAAGCGAUCCCUCUCGGCGGAGGAAGAGCAAGUGAUCCGACGGAACGGAUCUCCCAGCGAGAAGGCACGCUUUCAUUACCGCACCCACUUCCUGGCUCCACCCACCCCGACGGUCAUGUCCGUGGGGAAAGAAAUGUCGCUGAGGGAUCCUCAUUACCGACCCUCGAUGCUGAACCCGUUCUCCACUCUUCCGCGAUUGCGCGAGGGUCGCAAGAUCCUGGGAUCCUCGCAAAACCUGUUCAGUUCGUGCUUUGAGCUGCCUAGUCCUUCUCGUGCCAACACUCCUUCGGGAGCCGGAUCGGGUGACCUCGUGUCCUCGCCAGACCUGUGGAUCCCCUCGGCAGGUCCCACCUCCCGACCCGUUCACUCGCUACCUUCGUCGCCCUCCGCAUCGUCAGAAAGUGUCCUGGACUUCAAUAAUGCCAUGAUGCCCAAUCAUUUCCGAGCUUAUGCUUCGAAUCCACCCUUGCAUGAGCAAUGCCACUUCAACUCGGAGGAUUCCACGUCUUCGUCUGGAGUGCGAAGUCCGAGAUCCUCGUCGUCCUCGCACCGAGGUCGAAUCCCGCCCUCGGCCUCGGCGAGUCGUUUUGAGGAUCAUCUUUUCGAGGGACGAGUUCAGCUUCUACGACGUUUGUAUUCUGGUGGCAAUUGGAUGACCCAGGACGAUACGGCCAUUGAUGUGAACUCGGCCAGCCAUGUCAGUAAUUACGGUUAUCCGUUGCGUCGCAGAGGCUCGUGCGAAUCGGGAUUCUGUUCCGUGGGAACGGACGAUCUCUUCAUGGACAGUGCCCUCUCGUCCACUCGAUCCUUGGGAAGUUCCCUGCUCACUGUGUCAGAUUUGGAGGAGGAUCUGCGAGCGGCCUCGGCUUAUCUCAAACGAACGUCCUCCGUGUUCACGGAUUCCACCGACGAUUUGGCUUCGCUCACCUUCAACGGCGAACAGGAUUGCAGCUCGGUGAUUCAUCCUGGCUAUGAGAAAGAUAUUCGGGAUAUUGUGGAGUACUUCGAAGCCACCUGUCGAAUCGAUGUUGAUCACCAUUUGCAACUUCGUCGCCAUAACCUCCAUCAUCACCACCAUCUCCAUCAUCGGCGAGGAAACAAGAGCAUCCUGGCUCGAUCCGGAGUGGCCCAAACGGGAUAUCGAGGUGCUUCGGACAUGGUAUGGCGUGGCCAAUUCAAUCCCAAUGGGUGUUCUAACUCGUCUGCGAUAUCCACGGAAGAAGGUCGAGGAGAUGUGCAAUUGCCUCGAUCCCAGAAAAUCGAUAGUCUCAUCAAGCGUGUGGUUGAAAAGGAGUCCCGCGGUCGAUUGCGGCACAAAUUGCCCACCCCUCAGCGACUGCAAGUGUGUGACGGAAUCGUGCGCUCCAAGUUGCCCCUCUUUGACCAUACCAAAGGCCAAGCUCGGGGCGGACUUCCCCAGGAGCAACACGGCAUCGUCAAGUCAAAGCUAGCCAUCUUCGAUAAACCCAAUCAUGCCAGCCAUUCCAACUCAUCCUCUUCCUCAUCGUGUUCCACCAUUGUCACCACCAUGUCCUCCAACGUACUUGGGAUUCCCAACGGCAGUACGAGUUCGAAGAAGGUGGCCGAACGCCGAUUGGCCGCCAUCAUGGGAUCCAAUAGCAACAACAGUAACAAUACCAUUCUUGGUCACAGCGGUAGUGGUCAGACGAGUAAACCAACCGAUUCCUAGUGAUCGAAAAGAAAGGUGUGUUUUUUUUGUAACUCUCCCGCAUGCAACUGUGAUACGUGGAACAUUUUGGAAUGCUCCUCAUCUUUGAGUUGGUAUAUAUGAAGGCGUCGUGACCUUCCUUUUAUAACUUUCGAACGACUUGCCCAUCAAGGUCGUGGACUUGAACAGUUCGCUUUGCUACGAUUCAGACCAGAGUACCUUCUUUGUACGCCCAUCCUUGUCUUGGUUUAAAUUAUGCUUUUCCCCCGUCUCGAAUCGUGCCAAUCGCGGAAAUCGAGACAAUUUCUUGUCAAUAUCAAGGUGUCGGGGAUCGAUCGUGGCGCACCCUUCAGAGUAAUUUAUCUCAUUUGUUUUAUGCCUGAAAAUCCAAAGUUGUGAUGAUGAUGAUAGAACCAAAAUAAUGAUAACAAUAACAGAUCGAUGAAUGACCAAAUGCUAUAUAUACAUAUACAUUAUGCAAGUGACUCUUGGCCUUUUUUCUGGAUGUGAGAAGGCACACGAUUGUCUAUCGCAGAAAGUGAAUGCCAGGCACCUGCCUUAUGAACUCGAUUCUGUUCUAUUCUGAUUCUGCUAGGUUCAAGAGUAUUCAGAGAAAUAAACGCCAAAUUACCAUGCUCGAAA